Molecule: messenger RNA, 1281 nt
Organism: Chrysochloris asiatica (Cape golden mole)
Lineage: Eukaryota; Metazoa; Chordata; Mammalia; Afrosoricida; Chrysochloridae
Product: zinc finger protein 234-like
Exons: 3
Coding region: 1-1281 (426 amino acids)
Biological process (GO): regulation of transcription by RNA polymerase II
Molecular function (GO): RNA polymerase II cis-regulatory region sequence-specific DNA binding; DNA-binding transcription factor activity, RNA polymerase II-specific
Source: RefSeq, a predicted model, not a curated record
AUGUGUUUGAUGUUGCAGGAAGCAGUGACAUUCAAGGACGUGGCUGUGGUCUUCACUGAGGAAGAGCUGGGUCUACUGGACCCUGCCCAGAAGAAGCUGUACCAAGAUGUGAUGGCUGAGAACUUCAGGAACCUGGUGUCAGUGGGAGGCAAGAUCCCAAGGCAGAUGGAGACUUUUCCACAAGCAGGAGCCCACGAGGAGCUUUCUUGUUCUCCAGUAUGGCAACAAAUCCCAAGUAACUCAAUCAGGUGCCAAGAUUCCAUGAUAAAUUGGUCUCAGUUCUACAAACAAGAUGAUUCACCCUCUUCAGUUGCAGGAGGGCUAUCUGUUAUUUACAAUGGAGACUCAUCUCAACUGUGUAAUGAGUAUACAGAAGACUCCAGUGACGUCUCUAGCUUUGAUCUUCAUCAGCAUUCGCACUCAGGAUUGAAGUCUCUCACAUGUAAUGAAUGUGGAAAAGGCUUCCGUUAUAUCUCAGGACUCCGUAACCAUCAGAGAAUUCACACGGGAAAGAGUCACUACCAGCGUGAUGAGUGCAGUAAGGUGUUUAGUCAGAGCUCACAUCUGCAAAGCCAUCUGAGUGUCCACACUGGAGAGAAACCCUACAAAUGUGAGGAGUGUGGGAAACGCUUCAGACAUCGAGCGACACUCAAUGUCCAUUGCAAAGGCCACACAGGAGCCAAACCUUACAAUUGUGAGGAAUGUGGGAGGGCUUUUAUAUAUCCUUCACAUUUUCAGGAACAUCAGAGAAUCCACACCGGGGAGAGACCUUUCAAAUGUGACAUAUGUGGUAAGAAAUUUUGUCGUAGAGCAGCACUUAAUAAUCACUGUAUGGUUCAUACAGGAGAGAAACCGUACAAGUGUGAGGAGUGUGGUAAAGCGUUUGCUCGUAACUCGUAUCUUUAUAAAAUCCAUCAGAGGCUUCACACAGGAGAAAAACCUUAUAAGUGUGAGGAAUGUGGUAAGAGCUUCAAUCAGAGUUCACGACUUCAAGUUCACCAGGUGAUCCAUACUGGUGAGAAGCCGUACAAAUGUGAUGAGUGUGGGAAGGGCUUCAGUCGGAGAGCAAAUCUUCAAAUUCAUAGUAGAAUCCACACAGGAGAGAAACCCUAUAGUUGUGAGAAGUGUGGGAAGGUUUUCAGGCAGGUUUCAACACUUGUAACCCAUCAGAGAAUCCACAGUGGAGAAAAACCAUUCAGAUGUGAAGAGUGUGGGAAGAGAUUUUGUCAGAAAUCACAGCUUCAUUGUCACCAGAGAAUCCACUCCAGAGAAAAGUCAUGA